Molecule: messenger RNA, 2378 nt
Organism: Parastagonospora nodorum SN15
Lineage: Eukaryota; Fungi; Ascomycota; Dothideomycetes; Pleosporales; Phaeosphaeriaceae
Exons: 3
Coding region: 1-2361 (786 amino acids)
Biological process (GO): biotin biosynthetic process
Cellular component (GO): mitochondrion
Molecular function (GO): S-adenosyl-L-methionine:8-amino-7-oxononanoate transaminase activity; dethiobiotin synthase activity; pyridoxal phosphate binding
Source: RefSeq, a predicted model, not a curated record
AUGGCGAGAGUGCCAGGAGGGUUGUGGAAGAAGCUCGUUGCCGUGCAGAUUUACGGUGCAAACACCGGUGUCGGCAAAACUGUCUUCUCUACACUGCUCGGCGCGCAUUUUGGGAGAAGAGCGGGUGCGAAAAAAUGGACUGUGCGGUACAUCAAGCCAGUAUCAACUGGUCCUGAGAAUGAAGCGGACGAUAGUUAUGUCCAAAGGUACAGCGGCCAUAAAGUGUCCACACUCUUCAAAUUCGACGAUGCUGUAAGUCCGCAUGUCGCAGCGAGGAAGGCAGCUCGAAUUCCCGCAGACGAGCACAUCAAUCAAAUUCUCGCGAAACACCUCCAGGAUGAAGCAGACGCAAUCGCAGCGCAGCAAGAUGCCAUGGGUGUCGCGCUCAUCGAGACCGCCGGGGGUGUGCUCAGUCCAGGACCAUCAGGGACACCGCAAGCAGACCUCUUCCGACCAAUGCGACUCCCCACAGUUCUCGUAGGUGACCAUCGCCUCGGUGGCAUUGCUGCAACAAUCUCAGCCGCCGAAUCACUCAUCAUACGCGGCUACGACCUCGACGCCGUUGUGUGCUUCGACGAUCAGAGUAAGUACGAAAACGCAGAGUACUUGAACCAGUAUUUUCAGAAAAUGGCCAUCCCGACUUUCACUCUCCCGUGGAUUCCGAAUCUGGACGGCAUACUGCUGGGUUCGAAACAAGAGCAAGAAGUCAUGCAAAAGUACUACACCUCGCAGAGCCAGACCGAACACACACAUCUCGUAGCCGAACGCAUCAUCCACCGCCACACCUCCCGCCUCGCAGAUCUAGACUCCAUGUCCGAGCAAACCAAAUCCGCUAUUUGGCACCCUUUCACGCAACACAAACACACCGCCAACGACUCCGUUCUCGUCUUUGACUCCGCAUACGGUGAUUACUUCCAAGUAGCCAGCACCGACAAGGACUCGGCCCUGUACCCUGCCUUCGACGGCUCUGCAUCAUGGUGGACCCAAGGUCUCGGGCACGGCAACCCGCACCUCGCACUCGCUGCUGCAUACGCGGCCGGACGAUACGGCCAUGUCAUGUUUGCUGGGGCUACGCAUGCGCCUGCCCUUAGACUCGCACAAAAACUGCUUACCAAUCUUGAGAAUCCGCGCUUGGAAAAAGUGUUCUACACAGACAACGGCAGCACGGCGACGGAAGUCGGGAUAAAGAUGGGGCUGCGCGCGGCAUGUAAGCGGUACGGCUGGGAUGGUGGGAAAGAGCAGGUUGGCGUGUUGGGCCUGAAGGGGAGUUAUCACGGCGACACGAUUGGCGCGAUGGAUGCGAGUGAGCCGUGUGUAUUCAACGAGAAGACUGAUUGGUAUCGCGGGAGAGGGUAUUGGUUCGAUUAUCCCACGUACAAGAUGAAGAAAGGGAGAUGGGUCGUUGAGAAUAUGGGCGAAGAGAAAAGCUUCGCGAGCCAAGAUGAGAUAUUUGAUCUUGGGAAGAGGGGGGAUGAAGCGCGAGCUUAUGAGGAGAGGAUUGAGAAGACGCUGGAUAAGCUAGUCAAAGAAGAGGGAAGGAAGUUUGGCGCGCUCAUAAUGGAGCCGGUGAUCUUGGGUGCGGGCGGGAUGCUCUUUGUUGAUCCGCUGUUCCAGCAAAGCCUCGUGCGUGUUGUGCGGCGGUACAAUUUUGCAUCCACCACUUUUCCCACCUUGCCAGACGAGCACGCAUGGUCCGGUCUCCCAGUCGUAUUCGACGAAGUCUUCACCGGUCUUAAUCGACUUGGGCGCUUCUCCUCGGGAUCGUUCCUCGGCGUUCAUCCAGACAUCAGUGUUCACGCCAAACUGCUCACCGGUGGUCUUCUUCCGCUGGCUGUUACAACCGCAAGCAAAUCGAUCUUCGACGCGUUUUGGGGCGAGGAGAAGUCUCAGGCUCUUCUGCACGGACACAGCUAUACUGCGCAUGCGGUUGGGUGUCAUGUCGCUAAUACCAGUUUAGAUGCUGUGGAAGAGAUCAAGAAUGGCGGUGGGUGGCAAAGCUUCAUUGAGGAGUGGCAAGCGCACGACGUGGAAAGACCUGUAUCGUCGAUUGACGAAGGGCUUUGGAGCAUGUGGUCGAAGGAUUUCGUGAAACAAGUUUCCAAUCACCAACGCGUGGACUUUGUCAAUGCGCUGGGUUCUGUGUUAGCAGUGUCUUUGAUCGACGGUUCUGGCUCAGGUUACACAUCAUCCGCAUCCGUUGGCCUGCGUGAUGCUCUGCUGCACAAAGCUUCCGCGUCAUCCAUUCAGAUCCAUUCGCGCAUCCUGGGCAACGUCAUUUACCUGAUGGCGAGCAUGACGGCGAAACCUGCUCAUUUGGCAGAUGUGGAGAAAGCAUUCUUGGAAAAGCUGGGUCAGUCAUAGCCACGUAGGAAGAGAGC